CACGCGCCAGAGAGCGGGCGGGAGGACGCUAUGGAACAGAGGUUAGCAGAGUUCCGGGAGGCCCGCAAACGGGCCGGGCUGGUGAGCCAGCCCUCCACGGCCAGCCAGGGCGAGCAGACCUCAGCAGCGAAGGCGGAGCCAGCGGCAGCGACCCCAAAGACAGCCACGGGCUGGCUGCGACGCUUCCUGAAGCGGAAAGCAAGCCCUGCCAUUACGCGGGCCCGGCCCAACCAGGCUCAGGAAGAAGCUCAGCAGCCUCCCCAGAGUGCAGCGGUCCCUCUGCCUUCAUCUCGACACCAGUCUCUCCUGACUAACAUCACCUUCUUGAAGGUUCUUCUCUGGUUGGUCCUGCUGGGUCUGUUUGUAGAACUGGAAUUUGGCCUGGCUUAUUUUGUCCUGUCUAUGUUUUACUGGAUGUAUGUAGGGACUCGGGGUCCUGAGGAGAAGAAAGAGGGGGAGAAGAGCGCCUACUCUGUGUUCAACCCCGGGUGUGAAGCCAUCCAGGGCACCCUGACUGCAGAGCAGCUGGAGCGCGAGUUACAGCUCAGGCCCCUGCAGGGGAGAAGCCAAAGGAGGAUAUUGGGUCCCCCAGUUUUAGAAUUACACAGGCUGUUGUGAGCCACCCAGUGAGGAUGCUGAGGAGAGAACUUGGAUCCUCUGGAAGAGCAGCAAGCUCUCCUAACUACUGAGCCAUCUCUCCAGCUCCUGAAGGUAACUUUAAUACCUGUGAAAUAUUAAAUAAUAGAUGUCUUUUGUUAAUUCUUUUGUUCUUCCUUAUAUGUUCUACUUAUGAAGCAAAUUUAGUUUUAUCUAAACUUACCUCUUGUUUAUUGAGUACCAGAAUCCUCCUAGCCAUGACCCUAUUGUACGUUCUUGCUUACCUUUCCUUAAAAGUUGUCUGUACUAUUGGCUUUGCCUUCUAGGAAACGUGAGGUGCAAGCUGGUUACAUAUCUGCAGGGAGGAGAAGCAAGGAUAGUUCAUGUUUGCUGUUUUUGACAGACCAUCAAGCUUUAUUUUGAUGCAGUCUCAAUUUUCUGGAUUUAGACCCGUUCACCACAGAAUGGCCACUCGAGUCUUUACCAGUAGCCCUGAAUGAGAUUGCCAUUAAAGGUAGCUCUGUCAUCAGUAGUUGCAUGUGGGAGUGCUGUUUCUGUCACCUUUGGGGACUUACAGGCACUUUUUUUUUACUCUUUCUCAGAGUAUCUGACCUGGUCUGCUCAUUGGCAGGACCACAUUUAUCCCCUAGUAAAGAGGGUUGAUUUGUAGUAACCCCCAAAGAAAGAAGAGUCCAGUUUCAAGCUUCUUUAGAAAUUUGUCUCCUGGGGGAAGCUUAGCUCCUCUGGCUGCCACCAAGGUCCAUUCCUUCUUACUUUAAUCUUAGGGCACCUGUGAGCCCCUGGACUCUGACCUGCAGACUGGUGGGCCAUCAGAUUCUCUCUUUUCCCUCUCUCAGGCUAUCAUGGGAAUGGUACUCCAGGAACAGCAUUCGUCACAGCGCUGGCCCGUUCUGAGGGUUCAGGCUAGGGAGCUUCUAUCAAGGGCAUGCUCUAUCUUAACAUUACCCAGGCUGGCCUUGAAGUGAUUAUCCAACGUCCACACAGCUAGCACUCAGGUGUGUGUCCCUACAUCCAACUUGCUGUCUUUGCUUUUAAGCUAAUAACAUUUCUUAGUAAUCAUUCAUUAUCAGUAUAUUUUCAUAGUUUCCUGUCAUAGUUUUUGGAACGUGAGGCAUCAGCUGGAGUUCUCUAUGCUUGGUGGAGACAGCGGUCACUGUUUGUAUACAUGAGAGAGGUGGUAAGCACCUGGGAGAGUAUCCUGCCCUGUUUUGUGUGCAUGUCCAGCUUAGCACUAAGAUUCCUGCAGAGUGUAGAGCAGUGUGUGAGUGAUCCUAGCUGGUUCUGCGGAUGUUCCAGUUCAUUGUCUGAGGAAACACUGUUGUAUUGCUGUGAAGGAAGACCAUGACUAAGACAGCUCUUAUAAAAGAUAGCACUUAUUGGGGGCUUGCUUAGAGUUUCAGAAACUUAGUCCAUUACAUUAUGGCUGAAAGCAUGGCAGCAAGUGGGCAUGGUGCUGGAGAAGUGGCUGAGAGCUACAUUUUGAUCCAUAAGAAGAGACAUAUUUACGCCAAGGCCAGCACCUUAAUCCAUCUUUUUCUUUCAAAUAGUGCUAGUCCCUAGUGACUAAGCAUCCAAAUAUAUGAACCUGUGUGGACCAUUCUUAUUCAAACCACCACAGCACCUAAUUGUGGCAAUUUUCUGUAAUAAAAUUUAAAAUUGAUAGCAAAAAUAAUUUAGUAAAUAUGCAGACUUGUUGAGGUGAAACAGUUCAUUACUAAAUGAUUUGGGCCAAGGAAGAAAUCAAGGAAAAAAUAAACAGCAUCCUGAAACUAAAUGAAAAUGAAAGCAACAAAAUCUUUGAGGUACAUGAAAAUUGUUCCAUAGCUUUAACAACAUACAUUUAAAAUCAGACAAAACGUAAAUUAAUGGAAAACUAGGUAUCUCCAUGCAGAAGGAUGAAACUUGACAAGUGUUUAUCACCCUGGACAAAAAAUAACUGCAAAUGAGAAAAUCAAUAAGAUUGACAAACCCUAUCCAAACUAAUCAAAAGGCGGAGAGAGAACAUCCAAAUUAACAAAAUCAUAAGAGAAAAGGGAAAAAUGACAACAGACACUGAGGAAAUUCAGGGAAUCAUUAGGUCUUACUACAAAACCUGUAUUCCACAAAAUUGGAAGAUAUAAAAGAAAUGGACAAUUUUUUAGAUAGAUACCAUAUACCAAAAUUAAAUCAAGACCAGGUGAGCAAUUUAAAUAGACCUAUAAGCCACGAGAAGAAAAAAGUGGGAAGUACACUUGAACUCAUUGGCACAGGGGACCACUUCCUAAAUAUAACCCCAGUAGCACAGACACUGAGAGAAACAAUUAAUAGAUGGGAUGGGACCUCCUGAAACUGAAAAGCUUCUGUAAAGCAAAGGACAUGGUCAACAAGACAAAAUGACAGCCUACAGAAUGGGAAAAUAUCUUCACUAACCCCACAUCAGACAGAGGUCUGAUCUCUAAAAUAUACAAAGAACUCAAGAAAUUGACACCAGAAGAUCAUAUAAUCCAAUAAAAGAAUGGAGUACAGACCUAAACAGAGAACUCUCAACAGAGGAAUCUAAAAUGGCUGAAAGACACUUAAGGAAAUAUUUAAGAUCUUUAGACAUCAGAAAUGCAAAUCAAAACAACUCUGAGAGUCCAUCUUACACCUGAAAGAAUGGCCAACAUCAAAAACACUGAUGACAACUUAUGCUGGAGAGGUUGUAGGUAAAGGGAACACUUCUGCAUUGCUGGUGGGAAUGCAAGCUGGUUCAACCCCUUUGGAUAUCAGUGUGGCAAUUUCUCAGAAAAUUAGGAAACAGCCUUCCUCAAGACCCAGUAAUACCACUUUUGGGUAUAUAUCCAAAGGAUGCUCAAUCAUGCCACAAGGACAUGUGCUCAACCAUGUUUAUAGCAACUUUGUCAUAGCCAGAACCUGGAAACAACCUAAAUGCCCCUCGACUGAAGACUAGAUAAGGAAAAUAUGGUAUAUUUACACAAUGGAGUACUACACAACAGAAAAAUUAAUGACAUCUUAAAUUUUGCAGGAAAAUGGAUGGAGCUAGAAAACAUUUUUUUGAGUGAACCCAGACACAGAAAGACAAUUAUCAGAUGUACUCUCUCAUAGGUGGUUUUUAAACAUAAGGCAAAGAAAACCAGCCUACAAACCACAAUCCCAGAGAACUUAGACAACCAUGUGGACACUAAGAGAGACUUACAUAGAUAAAAUCUACAUGGCAAGUAAAAAGUAGAAAAAGACAAGAUCU
Molecule: messenger RNA, 3841 nt
Organism: Chionomys nivalis (European snow vole)
Lineage: Eukaryota; Metazoa; Chordata; Mammalia; Rodentia; Cricetidae
Gene: Saysd1
Product: SAYSVFN motif domain containing 1
Exons: 4
Coding region: 31-618 (195 amino acids)
Source: RefSeq, a predicted model, not a curated record